AUGACAAUCUCAGCGACAACAAACAUGGAUCACAACAGAAAGACCGCCUGGUCUGGAAAAGUUCUGAUCCCAAUGUGGACGAUCCAGAUCUUGCUGAUUCUAGUGACUAUCAUCGGCUACAUCUGGUUCCUGGCAACAUACAACCGCCUCGACUGGGCUUACUACUACUCCGACACAGUCAACAAAAUACAUGGCACCAACACUUUCGCGUUCAUCUCGGGCGUCAUCUUCCUUAUACUGUGGUUUAUCGCACUGUUCAUGAUCAUCUUCCAGAUCGUCAGGUUCCACAAGAAGAACCUGCCUGCCAAAACGAUGCUCACGAUGCAAAUCAUCCUCAGUGUUUUCGCGACAAUCGCUCUGAUAAUCGAAGUCAUGGGUUUACUCUUCGUUGUCAUGGGUGGCGUCAAAAACUUGUUGGACUUCUUUGGAACAAUUAUUGCCACAGCAUUCCUCUACGGAACUUUGAUCUACACCAGUGUCAUCUUCCACAGACGCAAGCUGGCAAAGAAGGAUUCGCGCAACUCCUAUGGCAUGACAGAUUACGACGAAGAAGCUGAUCAGGACAAGCAUCAAUACAAGAUUGGACAGCCCAAUUAA
Aureobasidium namibiae CBS 147.97 is the source of this 597-nucleotide messenger RNA. RefSeq lists its product as uncharacterized. The record is from RefSeq and is a predicted model, not a curated record. Lineage: Eukaryota; Fungi; Ascomycota; Dothideomycetes; Dothideales; Saccotheciaceae. The coding region runs from base 1 to 597 and encodes 198 amino acids. The transcript is spliced from 3 exons.